Molecule: messenger RNA, 2481 nt
Organism: Fusarium proliferatum ET1
Lineage: Eukaryota; Fungi; Ascomycota; Sordariomycetes; Hypocreales; Nectriaceae
Exons: 3
Coding region: 1-2481 (826 amino acids)
Biological process (GO): tRNA wobble uridine modification
Cellular component (GO): elongator holoenzyme complex
Molecular function (GO): protein binding
Source: RefSeq, a predicted model, not a curated record
AUGGGCUCAAGACCCGUCUCCAUCGAAUAUCUCUCCUCGGGCGCCAACCGGCAGACCGCUGUUGCAGACUGGAGUCAAUGUGGGAUUUUGGCUUUUGGAGCCGAUAUUAACAUUGCGUUAUGGCGACCUUUGUCGGAAUCUCCCCAGGGAGUCACAAAGCUGCUCAAUGGGCACAAGAGCACUGUCAAGGCCUUGACGUUUCUCUCCGAAGGAGACCAGGACGAAAACUCGUUUCUCGUUUCUGGCUCAGACGACAAGACCGUGAUCAUCUGGAAAGCAUCUCGCAACAGGGAUGAAUUCAAGCCCAUCCAUACCUCAACGGAGCACACUGCUGCCAUCAACUGUAUCGCUGCCUUGAGGAUUAAGGGGGCCCAGAAAUGGAUUAUCGCAACUGGAAGUGCAGAUGCCUCCAUAAAAAUAUGGAACCUCGAGAAUGAUCAGUUCACUCUACUCCAAAGCGUCAAGACAACACCCAAAUACUUCCCCAUGUGCCUAUCACUCAGCUACGCUGGAGAUGAAGACGAUGUUUUGGUGCUGGCAUCCGCUGGUACAAGAGAUAUAGUGCAGAUUUUCACAGCUGAAGUUAAGUCAGAAAACGUUCAGUUCAAUGUGCAAGCCACUUUGACAGGACAUGAGGGUUGGAUACGGAGCUUGAGCUUCGCCAAAGAGACAUGUGCCCCUGACAGUGAUCUGUUACUCGCCUCAGCGAGCCAGGAUAAAUACAUCCGUAUCUGGAGAUUCCACCAGGGGAGGGAGCUGCCCGCUGCUGCUGCCAGUGGUUCAGACACUUCCAGUGACGCAUACCUCCCCGGAAAGUCACCCUCCAACAAGGCACAUCGUCUUCAGUCCGCCGGCAAGGACUUCUCUGUUACUUUCGAAGCACUUCUUUUGGGCCACGAGGACUGGAUAUACAGUGCACGCUGGCAACGACAGGACAACGAAAAGCUACAGCUGCUCUCGACAUCGGCCGAUAACUCGCUCGCCAUCUGGGAAGCUGACUCUGGCUCUGGAAUCUGGGUCAGCAUGGCAAGACUUGGUGAGAUUAGCAGAGAGAAGGGUGCAACAACAGCAACUGGAAGCACAGGCGGAUUUUGGACUGGCUUGUGGUCUCCUGAUGGUAAAUCAGUAGCCUGCCUCGGCCGUACUGGUAGCUGGAGACGAUGGGAAUAUGUCCCCGCGGAAGACUUUUGGCAGCCAUGUGUUGCUAUUUCUGGGCAUACCAGAGCUGUCACAGGUAUAACGUGGGCCAAGAAUGGUGAGUAUCUCUUGUCAACAAGCUCUGACCAAACCACACGACUGCAUACACGCUGGGACAGACCAGGAAAUGAGACAUGGCAUGAAAUGUCCCGGCCUCAGAUUCACGGCUAUGAUCUCAACUGUAUUGACUCUGUGGGAACUUCUCAAUUCGUCUCAGGGGCAGAUGAGAAACUCAUGCGUGUCUUUAGCGAACCCAAAGCUGUUGCCUCGAUGCUCAACCGUCUUGCAGGCAUCGGUGGUGGUAUGGAUGUUCAGAACAUGCCAGAUGCCGCCAACAUGCCAGUCCUGGGACUAUCUAACAAGGCAAUUGAUGCCGUGGAAGACGACCAAGAAAUUCAGCCCAUCGACGACCGGGAUCGUGAGGCCAUGGAUCCAGCCUCGAUAGUCAAAAAGUCGCAUUUGGAGAUCGAUCACCCUCCUUUUGAGGAGACACUCUCAAGACAUACCCUGUGGCCGGAAACCGAGAAGCUGUAUGGACACGGCUACGAAAUUUCUUGUCUCGCAGCUAGCCACGAUGGCACUCUCGUCGCCAGUGCAUGCAAAGCCAGCUCAACCAACCACGCCGUAAUUCGACUAUUCGAAACAAAUCGUUGGACUGAGCUCAGGCCGCCUCUGGCCGCACACUCUCUAACAGCCACCCGCCUUCGAUUCUCCUCUGACGACCAGUUCCUCCUGAGUGUAGGACGCGAUCGCCAAUGGGCGGUCUUUGAACGCGCGCCUGAGGAUGAAGCUGCGUACAAGCUGCUGCAGAUCAAUCCCAAGGGUCACACACGUAUGGUACUUGACGCAGCGUGGGCGCCUGCGUCGUCUGAGGCGUCAGUAUUCGCAACUGCUGGCCGUGACAAGCAAGUGCGCAUUUGGGCCGCCAAGCCAAACGAAGAUGGAAAGCUUCAGUUCUCUCAGACAGCCUCCAUCCCGACUGCAUCCCCUGUGACAUCGGUCGAUUUUGUCCCUCAGGUUAUUGACGGUAGAUUUAUCUUGGCAGUUGGCACAGAGCUUGGCCGACUAAGUCUGUGCCUGAUCAAGGAGGAUGGAACUGAUGUCAUUGAGAAGCCCGCAUGUGAGGAUUACUGUUUGCCCAAGGCUAUUCACCAGCUUGCUUGGCGUCCUGUCGUACGAGAGGGGGCUGAGAGGCCAUUUGAAGUGGCAGUUGCAGGAGAGGAUAGUUCACUCAGAGUAUAUGCCUUCAGCCAGGCGUAUCUUCAGGUGUCUGCAGACCCAUAG